CCUGGGAAACGUCGUCGGAGCGCCCCCUGUGCAAAGUUAGGCAGAGGCGUCACUUGGAAGAAGAUCAACUCUAAGCAUGCACCGGCAGCUGCUGCUCCUCCUUAUCCUGGGAUUUGGGUGUCUUAUUGAAUCCGCUGACGUCUUCGAGUUUCCUGACCUCAGUCGGCGUGUACCUGAAAAGUCGUCCGCACCUGGUUGUGCAUACAAAGGUGAAAGAUAUGCACAUGGUGAGAGAGUCGAAACUCCAGAGCCCUGCUUAAACUGCACGUGUAUUCGAGCUGUACUAGUUUGCUACUUGAGAGUAUGUCCUACAGCAUCGGCGCCUCCACCUGGAUGUUUCCCAGCAAGGGAAGUAGGCGAAUGUUGCCCAUCCUUGGUCUGCGGUGGCGAAGAUUUAACAAAACCACGCAACCAAUCAGAUUCGGUUCCUGAGCUUAGACCAACAUUUCAGCCAACUCCCGUUGAAACAACAACACAAACGGAAGAAGAUAGUUUAGUUUACGUUUCUUCUACUCAAGAUGACGAUAUCACACUUUUCAACGACAUCCCUGGAGGAUGUCUGGUUAAUGGAACUCUGUACGGAGAUGGUUCAGCUAUGCUGUCAAAUUCUUUCUGCGAAUACUGCUUCUGUAUCCGUGGAAAAACAACUUGUCUUCAACCAAAGUGCAACUUGUCCAUAGAUGGAUGCACUCCUCAUUACGAUACUCGUUUUUCUUGCUGCCCGUCCAGAUAUGAUUGCUCUGAAAGGAUAGCGAUUAAAGAAGCAACUAAAGCUACGGAAAAAUCAACAUCUACUCUACCUACUACAAUUACGGAUAUACCAGAAAACUCUGCUCAUCAUUCCACAUGCAAUAUUGACGGUCAAGUUUACAAUCAAGGAGAAAUUGUUCCAGACUAUCGUUCCUGUCAUAGUUGCUAUUGCUCCGACUCCUCUGUAAUAUGUGAAAGGAUUACGUGUUCUCCUCCAAUAGCUGGCUGUCAACCUAUAAUCCCUGAAGGCCAUUGUUGCCCAGUGUCGUAUAGAUGCGAUUUUCACAGUGGGGACCCAGGAAAAACUAGUACCAAAAUUGUGAGAGUAAACGGCAGCAUUCAACCAACUGAAAACAAACAAGAAGAUAUCAAAGGGAUAAAACAUUUAGAAUUUGCCAAAAAUGGUUCACUUGAUGCUUCAGAUGUAAAAACUAAGAACACGAUGGUAGAUAAAGAUUUAACAGCUGUAUACCACAACAUCAUUCCAGUGCAUAGAAGACUCGAUGAUGAUAGCAUACCAUUCAUUUUCAAUUCAACAAUUGCAACAUUUUUAUCAGAUGAAGAUACUCAAAGUACAACGGAUGAAAGAAACGGGACUAGUACCACUCCUCACAUCCGUGAAAAUGAUAAAACUCUGAAUUUAGAAUUAGAUCUUGAAGUAGAAAAAGGUACAGUUGACUAUAACAGACAAGUACAUCCCAGCGUUUCUACGCAACCACCUACAGAUAGAAUAACAGUCAAUGACUACAAAGUAAAUGACACUAUACCAACCGUAUCUAUUGGUUCACCAGAAGUGCAGACAAUGUCCAUUCAAGAGCUUUUUGAACAGUUCUUUUCAAGACAUCCGGUGAACUCAGACAGUAAACCCGAAAAAUUUAAUUUCGAACCAAAAAGGAAUAAUUCAAAACAGCCAUCAAAUAUAAUAAACAUAUUUGAUUCAGAAACAACUAAACCAACAAUGAGUUCUAUAGAAGAGAUUAAUACAACUUUAAACAACGGCUUAAAUUAUGAUUUCAAUAGUACUUCUCAUGAAAUAUCAACUGAAACAACUAAUUCUGAGGAAAUUUCAAGCACGCAAACACUUUCAACAGAAGAUAAAAAUAUCAAUCAGACACUGCCAUUUGCGACAGAUUAUUUGGAAGAAAUCAAAAGCACUGGUUUCGAAGCUGAAGAUUUCAAUGACAGUAGUUUUAUAAGUGAAUUACCAAAAGUUGAUUUAACUUUAACUACUUUAUCUACUACUAAAAAUGCAAAUUUAUCGAAUUUUGAUAAACAUUUUCCUACCUUAAGCACGUUUGCAGCUGAGAAGUCUGCGGUUACCGCCAUAGAAGAAAGUACACUUAUGAACUCAGAAGAAAGUACGGUUAUGGAUUCAGAAGAAAGUACGGUUAUGGAUUCAGAAGAAAAGUUUCCUAAUCGUACGAAUGACAAACUACCCUCUUUAUUAGAAAAUGCGAAUGAUAAAAAUGAUUCAUCAUCAAAUUCCUCUUCCUCAGUUGCUAAUGAUUCGGUAAUUAACCUGUAUCUUCCAUCAGAAAUGAGUGAUUUUAAUCCCGAAGAAGGAGGGUCAGAUUUUAUGAAUAUAGGUUCUAUUUAUUUAGGAGCACCUAUGUCUGUUGCUGGAUUAGAAAAAAAGAUAGAUAUGAGGCAUGAUAAUAUUAAUGAUGAUAAAAUCGUUGAAGGAGAUGGAGUUUUAUUCAUGGAUCCAAAAUAUUCUGAUAUUAACCCAAUUAUACGAGAAGAAAUUGAUCGUUUAAUUUUAGAAGGAAGACACAAGAUGGAAAAUGCAUCUUCAAACCCAUACACUCCAACCGAAGCAUCAGAUAGUGAAACUGGAUACUAUGAUAAAAGAAAAGAACCUCGAAUUCAAGAUGCAUUAAAUCUGUCAGUUGCAGGACAAGGUUAUAAAAUCAUCCCAUUUGUAGCAGAGGAUGCCAUCCGAGGGCAGUUUGGGAAUCAUACCCUCAUUGUAAACAAAGAAACAACUCAAGGACUUCCAGACAUCGUUUCAGAUUUCUGUUUCAUCAAGGGCCGUAUUUACACAAAUGGGGAAAUGAUUCCAAAGACAGAUCCCUGUGAACUGUGCCGCUGUUUCUACGGACAAGAGCUUUGCCAGCUUCAAAGAUGCCCAACGCCUCCGGAUUGUGUUGCUGAAAAUUUACCCGGCUUUUGUUGCCCUCGUUUCACUUGUGGUAAAAACUCCAGCUCUAGUGAGCAACAACCUAACAAGCAAAGGAUAUCAUUUAACAAACAAUCGAAUUCUGAGAUCUUUAAUUCUACUAAAAGACCAGAAAUACAUGUUUCAGAAAAAGAAAAGCAGUCAGAAGUGAAGUAUGGUAUUCGUGUUCGUACUCGACCUACUCAUGUUCCAGGACCAACUAGACCUGCCCUCCAUCAAGCUGCAACAACAACCACCAAACCAGAUACUAAAAGAUCCACUACUAGAUCAGAUCAUACAAGAACAGCAACAAGUAGGACAUCAGACUAUGUUCAACAACCAACCAGCAGUACAGUCGCUCCUCAAGUAACAACUAGCAAGACGGCAGAGUACGUACAAGCAACAACUAAGAAAACGCCAGAAUACUUUCGAGCAACAACUAGCAAAAUACCUGAACAUAUUCGAACAAAAACUAGCUGGCCGUCCGAAUAUACUAGAGCAACAACUGGCAAUAUGCGAUUCAACCCCAGUAAGAGACCAGACUAUGUAAGGACAACCACUCAAAAGCCUGAAACUAGCAGCAUAAUUACAAGCGCACGUCCUGUUACUACCUCUAGUACUACCACAACACAUACUCCUCUUUUUCCAGAUCCAUGGGGAUUAUUUAAAGUAUCUGGUUGCAACAUCUAUGGCAAAUUUUUCAAUAUCAAUGAUCAAGUUGAAAUUUUAAGUGGUCCCUGUAGCCAUUGUAUAUGUACAGCUAACGGAGUUGAAUGCAAUGAUAUUUGUUAAGUUUAGAGUUGAAACUUCAUAGCAAUGCAUAAACUAUGGAAAUCAUGCUUUAGUAUUUGUAAUGCAUAGUGAACUCCUUAAAGCGUCAGUGCAUUGUGCAUUUUUUCAUAAUGCUCAUUAUUAAUAUUUCUAAGGAAAACCAAUGAACUACUGGAGCCAAAGCGAAUAACUAGCUGUUUUGUCUAUGUUUUUAAACUGUAAAUAAUGGUCUUGUGAAUGUGAAUGUAAGAAAAAUAAAGAUUUAUAUGAAAAA
This is a messenger RNA of Stegodyphus dumicola, 3953 nucleotides long. RefSeq lists its product as uncharacterized. Gene Ontology annotation, cellular component: extracellular region. The record is from RefSeq and is a predicted model, not a curated record. Lineage: Eukaryota; Metazoa; Arthropoda; Arachnida; Araneae; Eresidae. Gene Ontology annotation, molecular function: protein binding.